AAGUCAAUAUUUGCUUGCGAGCAAAGAGGAAGGAUUUCUCCACAAAAGGCUGGUAUUGGGGGCCCUUCUUCCUUCCUUCUUCCCAAGGAGAAAAAGAUCUGUCGGCAGGGCUCUGAUUGUGUUUUUCAAGCCCAAAGACGGCCGCAAUGCCCUGGACGACGACGACACUGCUGUUGCUCUGCCUCUUGGCCCUGCGUCACGGGGCCGCCUUUGCCGGAGCCUCAGAUUGGGAGGAAAGCGGGCAGAGGAACAUCCUCCAGGGCCUCAUUGGGGAAAACGCUGUCAUUUUGCCCACUCCGACUUGGCCCAAUGUCCUCAAUGAGGCCCCGGCUGGAGACACGGGUUCACUCGACGAUCAAGGCCUGGAGGAAGAGGACUGCCAGGGUGAAGUGUCCCCCAAGGCCCUGUCGAGGGUGGCCCACGGCCUCAUGGAGCUGGGGGCGGACCUGCUGCGGGAGAUGGAGCGACAGGAACCCCAAAAGAACCUCAUCUUCUCGCCCUUCAGCAUCGGGAUGGCCCUGGCCCAACUGGCCCUCGGGGCGUCGAACGAGACGGAGAGGCUGCUCCUGGAGGCGCUGCAUGCUGAGCAAGUGCCCUGCUUCCAUCAGGCGCUGAGUGAGAUCUCGGUCCACCUGUCGGGGUCGGCGCUCAGCCUGGCCUCCCGGAUUUACCUGCAGCAUGGCUUCUCGGUGAAGGAGGCCUUCCUCCAGGACUGUGAGAGGCUCUACGGGGCCCGGCCGGCCACUCUGUCCGGAGAUAACGAGGCCGAUCUCCAGGCCAUCAACGCCUGGGUCGAGGAAGCCACCGGCGGGCAGGUCCCCAGCAUGAUGUCCGAACUGCCGGCCAACACCGUCAUGCUACUCCUCAAUGCCAUACACUUCCGAGGGUCGUGGAAGACCAGGUUCGACCCGCAGCUGACGGAGCCGAGUCCCUUCUACAUGGAGGAGGAUGUUUCAACCUCGGUGCCCAUGAUGAAGGCGCAGUCGUACCCGCUCAGCUGGUUCACGGUGGAGGAGCUGGAUGUCCAGGUGGCCCGCUUCCCCUUUGAGGGCAACACCAGCCUGGUAGCCAUCCUCCCCAACUCCUUUGAGGGCAACUUCUCCCAGCUGCUGUCCGCACUCGACUCGGCCUGGCUACGCGGCCCCUUCCCCAAAGAGCGGCCCACCGCGGUCCAGAUUCCCAAGGUGGCCUUCCAGUUCCAGGCAGACCUCAAGGAGACCCUCGGGCGUCUAGGCCUGGGCCCCCUCUUCUCCUUUGCGCAGCUGCCGGGUGUUGCGGAGGGGCCCUUGCGUGUCUCGGGGGCCCGGCACCAGGCGGCCCUGGACCUCUCGGAGAGUGGCCUGGAGGCCUCUGUGGCCACGGGGCUGGCCACAUCCCGCUCGCGCUCGGCCUUCCACCUCAACCGGCCCUUCCUCUUCGCCCUCCUCGAGGACCACCUGGGCCUCCCGCUCCUGCUGGGCUGCCUCCGGGACCCCCGCCUGGGAAACACCCACACCACCCACAUGGACACGGAGCCCCAUUGGUUUGAAUACAAAACAAACAUAAGUGGGAAAGCGGUGGUCGCCCAGGGCCCAAGGGGGGUGGGUGGGGGGCGGGUGACGGAAAGAGGCCAAGGCUGCUUUAAGAGCCCCCCCUUGCACAGCCCGGCUGUAACCCGAAGCCAGGCGGCCCCACUAGACAUCCCGGGACGCUUCCCACUCAGGCACAGCAGCCGAGGAGGAGGAAGCCGACCAGCCAGAGACCGACACACAACUGACCAAGGCCCCGCCAUGCGACACCUUGGGAUCCUGCUAUGUCUGGGACUCCUAGUUCUCCCCUGCCGGAGCCAGGAUCCGGGCACCAACCAGCAGGAGGCCAAUGCGGAGGAGGAGGAGGAAGACCCCUUCUUCCAGAGCCCCACAAACAAGCUGGCCGCCUCCGUCUCCAACUUCGGCUACGAGCUCUUCCGCCAGCGAUCCACCCAGACGCCCACCGGCAACGUGCUGCUCUCGCCCUUCAGCCUGGCCACCGCCCUCUCCGGCCUCUCCUUGGGUGCUGGGGAGCGGACGGAGGACACCAUCCAGCGGGCCCUCUUCUAUGACCUUCUGGACAAAGCCCAGGUGCACGAGGUCUACAAGGGCCUCCUGGGCAGCCUCACCGGUCCAGCCAAAGCCUUCAAGACGGCCGCGCGACUCGUCAUGGAGAGAAGGCUGCGGAUGAAAGUGGGCUUUGUGAGCGAGCUGGAGAAGUCCUACGGGGUCCGGCCAAGGCUCCUGAGCGGCAACCCCAGGGCCGACCUCCAAGAGAUCAACAACUGGGUGCAGCAGAGGACUGGAGGGAAGGUGACCAGGAUCCUGGCCGAAACCCCAGCCGGAGUCAGCAUCCUCCUCCUCGGAGCAGCGUAUUUAAAAGGGCAGUGGGCCACCCGCUUUGACCCCAAGCUGACCAAGCUGCAGAGCUUCCACCUGGACGAGGAGCGGGUUGUGCGGCUGCCCAUGAUGUCGGCCCCGCAGGCCAUCCUCAAGUACGGCUUCGAUUCAGAGCUCAACUGCAAGAUUGCGCAGCUGCCCUUGGCUGGCGGCCUGAGCGCCAUGUUCUUCCUGCCCCAAAGCGUGACCCAGAACCUGACCCUGAUCGAGGAGAGCCUCACCUCCGAGUUCGUCCACGACGUCGACAAGCAGCUCAAGGCGGUCCACGCGGUGCUCAGCCUGCCCCGGCUCAAGAUGGUGGCCGAGACCCCCCUCGCUGGGACCCUCCAGGAAAUGCGGCUGCAGGGGCUCUUCUCGGCGCCCGACUUCAGCAAGAUCGCCCCGAAGGCCCUGAAGGUGACCCACGUCCUGCACAAAGUGGCCCUGGACCUCGGGGAGGAGGGGGCCGGGGACGCCUUCCCGCCGGACACGGAGGCCGCCCGCCUCGACUUCCCCAUCGAGUACCACAUGGACCGGCCCUUCCUCUUCGUGCUCCGGGACACCGACACCGGCGCCUUGCUCUUCAUCGGGAAGGUCCUGGACCCCCGGAGCCCUUAGAGCGGCCGGCGGAAAGGGUGGGCGGCCAUCCCUAUCUUGCCGGGUUGUGUAGCCGUGCCACAAUAAACACGCUUCUGCCUGGAAAGCGAGCGUUGAGAACCAUA
This is a messenger RNA of Anolis carolinensis (green anole), 3109 nucleotides long. RefSeq lists its product as uncharacterized. Gene Ontology annotation, biological process: negative regulation of angiogenesis; positive regulation of neurogenesis; negative regulation of endopeptidase activity. Gene Ontology annotation, molecular function: serine-type endopeptidase inhibitor activity. Lineage: Eukaryota; Metazoa; Chordata; Lepidosauria; Squamata; Anolidae. The transcript is spliced from 17 exons. Bases 147 to 3005 code for a protein of 952 amino acids. The record is from RefSeq and is a predicted model, not a curated record.